GCGAUUGUUGUGACAGAGUGUCCCCGAGAGAGUAUCGUGUCGCGUCUGGUCGAGUAGUGUUGUCAUCGUCGUGGUCACCUCUUUCAGCCAAUUGAGGCGAGUCGGAAGCAGUAAGUCGAGAGUCGCGAUUAAACAGGGAACACGAUCGAGACGAGGAACGUCGGUGUCGUCGCGCUGCUGUCCCCUGGCAAGCGGGGAUCAUGAAGUUCCAAUACAAGGAAGAGCAUCCGUUCGAGAAACGGAAGGCCGAGGGUGAGAAGAUACGACGGAAAUACCCUGAUCGCGUGCCUGUGAUAGUCGAGAAGGCACCAAAAGCAAAGAUAAGCGAUUUGGAUAAGCAAAAGUACCUGGUACCAUCUGACCUCACUGUCGGUCAGUUUUACUUCCUAAUCCGCAAAAGGAUUCAUUUACGUCCCGAGGACGCCUUAUUCUUCUUUGUCAACAACAUCAUUCCCCCAACAAGUGCAACUAUGGGUUCUCUUUAUGCGGAACAUCACGAGGAAGAUUUCUUCUUAUACAUAGCCUACAGCGAUGAGAAUGUGUAUGGUAACUAAACCUUCUGGGACGAGCAAAUUGCCAAAACAAAAAGAAAGGAUUCAACAGCAAAAAUCGACCAUCUCAACGUAGUCCUCAUAGACGCUUUCGAAAGUGUAUACAAAAUUACAUCUAUCAAAUACACUAUGUGUAAAAAUUUAUGUCUGGAAACUGCACACUACAUUUGCUUCUACAAAACAUAACUGUCCACAUAACUGUCCCUUAAGGAUAAAAAAGAAAAGAUAUUUCUCUUCUUAAUUCCAUUCUGUCUCUGCCACCUGAGAGGGCUUAGGUCACCGUAGGAUGUAAGAACGUCUAACCCAUGCAGAAUUAUGUGAUUGUAUGUAAUACUUAGUCAUUGAGGGAGCAUUGGCCAUUGAAGAAAAGGUGAAAAAAACGAAAAAAAAAAAUAAUCGAGUGGAAAAAAGUCUUUGUAUUGCCAAAUAGAACUUGCUGUUCAUUUAUGUUUUAAUGCACAUUACGACGACUCUAUGAAUUUAUCAUUGUAUUAGAAAUUUGGAAUAUUUUAUAGAUGACAGAUAUAUCAGACUUGUGUACGCGACAUUAUCCUCGAUUUAGGCUAGUGUUAUUCUUUUACAUUAUUACAUCAUUUGGUCACAAGGAAGAAAAAAAGCGACGAAUUGUUGGAUAUGUAAGCAGGAGGGAAAAUUUUCUGUAAUGGCUGAAUGUAAAGCCAAUAAAAAAAGUUAAAACGCGA
Messenger RNA from Odontomachus brunneus, 1252 nucleotides. RefSeq names its product gamma-aminobutyric acid receptor-associated protein (gene Atg8a). NCBI's taxonomy places the organism in Eukaryota, Metazoa, Arthropoda, Insecta, Hymenoptera, Formicidae. Gene Ontology annotation, biological process: autophagy of mitochondrion; cellular response to nitrogen starvation; autophagosome assembly. The coding region runs from base 201 to 554 and encodes 117 amino acids. Gene Ontology annotation, cellular component: autophagosome membrane; cytosol; autophagosome. The record is from RefSeq and is a predicted model, not a curated record. The transcript has 3 exons. Gene Ontology annotation, molecular function: ubiquitin protein ligase binding; GABA receptor binding.